This is a messenger RNA of Prunus armeniaca (apricot), 222 nucleotides long. NCBI's taxonomy places the organism in Eukaryota, Viridiplantae, Streptophyta, Magnoliopsida, Rosales, Rosaceae. The record is from the annotation of a GenBank genome assembly.
AUGGAUGUUUUUAUUUCAGAAGAGUAUGUUGAGAGGCGAAGGGUUGAGAGAAAGGCAGCUGCUGCUGGUGGAAAUGGGAAAAGUUCAGGCAUGGCGUCUGAAUCUUCUGCGAAAAGGUCUGCUGAGGAGAAAAGAAGAAAAGCUCGGCCAAAUCAUAACCAUGAUGUUAUGGUCUCUAGUGGACUGAGCGAUGGCAUUGUUUUUAGCUGCUUCUCAGCCUAA